UGUUUAAACUUGUUUAAACAGUAUAAACGGUUUUCUACAUUUCAACAAAAUUAAAUAGCUUUUCACUAACCUUUUUAAGUAAACAUAAAGCUUUUAAUGUCCUCUCUAUCUAAACCAUAAAAGAAGGGAUAAUGAUUAGUAUGUAGUAUGUAAAUUUCAGUUAGAGUAAAUGAGUAAAUCCACAAAUAUAUUUGGUUUAGAGAUACAGAACUGCGAUAAACGAACAACAACUCCGAAAUAACAUAUUACAUAUCCAUAUAACUAAAAUGACCAAUUCAAGACAACUAAAUUCACUCCAUAGUUUAGAUAAUUAUAGAACAACAACUAAAACAUGCUAGAAGAAGACAUAUUCAUGUAUGAAAAAAAAACAAAUCACCAUCUUUUGGAGAACGUCCAUGUAAAUAAAAACAUGAGCAUACUCCUUCGUCGGAUGACAUCUGUGUGGCCUCGGACUGUCGUAUGUAGUGGUGGGUAAUCUAAAUACACGAAAUAGAACUGUCGUAUGUGAGCCAUUGUCUAUUAGACCUAUAGCCGUAUGUCGCCGUUACCAGCAGCGGCCACAUGGGCGGGGCAGGUGGGCUUAUGUUGCUGCGCGCGCGGUGCCGUCUCCAACUCUGUCUCGGCCUCUCGCGUGGAGGUGGAGGUGGAGGCGGAGCCGAUGAGAUCGAUCGCCCGACCCCCGUCACGUCCGGGGUCGCAUUCUCUUUCCGUCCCGGGGAAAAAAGAAGGAAACCGAACCUUGGCAGCGGCGUGCCGGCAGGCAUGUCAGCGACGGUAGCCGGCCACAGGUCCAGAUUCCGGAACCGAACCACCGUCCCCCGCGAACCACGGAACAGCGAAGACACCUGGGCCAGGGUAAGACGCUUCGUGAUUGGACGCCACACGCGGCCGUUUCUCGUUCGGCCCUGUGCGUGGCCUAUCCACGAUUGGGCCACGCCAAACGCGACCUAUAGGCUAGUGAGGCCAAGCCGAUCCGAAACAUCGCGUUGCGUCCCGCACAAUCCCGUCCCGAUCUGGGCCGGGGGCACGCGAGCGACGAUAAACUUCCUCGUGGCGGUGAGGGCCGGCUUGGAGUCGGCGCAGAGCUGGACGAGUUGCACUUGCACCUUGCACGCGACAGCCACGCACUAGCCUGCAGCUGCAGGGCAGGGGCGGAGACCAUGGGGAGCCCGCACCAUGGACACGGCGUUGACGGUGGCGGCCGCAGCGACGACGAGGAGGGCGACGCCGGGUCGUGGCGGCUGCGCAUGGACAGCGGCUUCAGCGUCCCGGACCGGUUCCACCGCCAGCCGCCCUUCUACGCCAGGAUCUUCGGCGGCUCGCACGGGAAGCAGAGGAAGAUCGCGAAGUACUACAAGAAACAAGAGAAUCUACUGAAGGAUUUCAGCGAAAUGGAGACCAUGAACGAAAUGGGUGGCCUAGAUCAGAAUGCUCCUACCGAGGAAGAGCAGAAGCAGUUGGCGAAGAGCGAGAGGUUUGCCAUCAACCUGUCGAAUGCAGUCAACCUGGUCCUCUUCGUAACAAAAGUCGUCGCUUCAGUCGAAAGCGCGUCCAUGGCGGUUAUAGCGUCGACGCUGGACUCUCUGUUGGACCUGCUGUCAGGGUUCAUACUUUGGUUCACUGCGUACAAGAUGAAAAAGCCGAACAAGUACAACUAUCCAAUUGGAAAGAGGCGCAUGCAGCCAGUGGGAAUAAUAGUUUUCGCAUCAGUGAUGGGCACACUUGGCUUCCAAGUGCUGAUCGAAUCAGGGCGCCAGCUCAUAACUCAGGAGCACGCGGAUUUCAAGUUCAAGCAAGAGCUGUGGAUGGUCAUUAGCAUGUCCUCUGUUGCGGUCGUGAAGUUCUUCCUCAUGCUCUACUGCAGAACGUUCAAGAAUGAGAUCGUGAGGGCCUACGCCCAGGACCAUUUCUUCGACGUAAUCACAAACUCGGUCGGCCUGGUCUCGGCGCUGCUCGCUGUCCGGUUCAAAUGGUGGAUGGACCCUGUUGGCGCCAUACUGAUCGCGUUGUACACGAUCACGACGUGGGCGCGAACAGUGCUGGAGAACGUAGGCACACUGAUAGGCAAGUCGGCGCCGGCAGAGUACCUGACGAAGCUCACGUACUUGAUCUGGAACCACCAUGAGGAGAUCCAGCACAUCGACACGGUGCGAGCCUACACCUUCGGCACGCACUACUUCGUCGAGGUGGACAUCGUUCUCUCGGGCGACAUGCCGCUGAGUCAGGCACAUGACAUCGGCGAGUCGCUGCAGGAGAAGCUGGAGCAGCUGACCGAGGUCGAGCGCGCCUUCGUCCAUGUGGAUUUCGAGUUCACGCACCGGCCCGAGCACAAGGCCGAGGUCUGAGUGCGUGGUUAGUGGUUACUGCAGAGUUCAGACCAGCUGUAGCGCUACUGCAGAUUUGACUUCAUAUGCUAUUAGUUCGUAAGAUGAAUGCUAUAUUCAUUUCCCACAACUCUUCAAAAAGAAUCUAGAUAUUUUUUGUCAUGUACGUGCAGACUGGAAUAAAAUUUUGUAUAGUCGUUCAUGAACCGGUGAAAAAUAUAUUUUUUAAUACAUUUGACUAAUAAAGAAUUAUUCAUAUUA
This is a messenger RNA of Zea mays, 2585 nucleotides long. RefSeq names its product metal tolerance protein C3. Gene Ontology annotation, biological process: transmembrane transport; monoatomic cation transport. The transcript has 6 exons. The record is from RefSeq and is a predicted model, not a curated record. Lineage: Eukaryota; Viridiplantae; Streptophyta; Magnoliopsida; Poales; Poaceae. Gene Ontology annotation, cellular component: membrane. Gene Ontology annotation, molecular function: monoatomic cation transmembrane transporter activity. The coding region runs from base 1161 to 2345 and encodes 394 amino acids.